AUGGUGUUAAUGCGCGCUGCUGCUGGUUAUGAUGCCAAUGGAAGUGGUGGUGGUCGCGGUGAUGGUGGUGGAUGUUUCACUGUGCUUAAUGGUGGUUGCGAAGAUGAUGAUGAAUCUAUGGAAUCAGGAACUGAUUCUAGUGACGAAAGUGAUGAUAUUUAUAGUCCUGAGUUAGAUAAAACCACUGGCAAUGACGAUUCUUCCAGCGGUUCAGAGGAGACCGGAUUGAGUGACGAGAAUGGUGGCAUAGACGAUCAACCUGCACGAGGUGAGGAAGCCUCAGGCACGGUUAUUUGGAGCACACCGAAUGAGUCGUUUGUUUCAAAAAAAUCGGUUAGUAACCACCGCGAAUGCAAAAUUGCACAAUAUAUGCCACUCAAGCCAGUGAAACGGGGCAUCAAAAUGUGGCUUCGCUGCGAUUCUUUGACCGGAGACACCUAUGACAUGAGUAUCUAUUGUGGAAAAGAAGAAUCUGUCCUUGAAGGGACACUCGGCGAACGAGUUGUGAAUGAUCUUGCAGCAACGAUUUCUAACCCUGACGUGACACUUUGCUUUGAUCGUUUUUUCACCACUGUUAAUCUUAUUAACAACAUACAAUAUCCAGCUUUGGGAACAUGCAUGUCCAACCGGAAGAAUGUUCCGAAAAUACCAGAAAAAUUGCAGCGAGGCGAAGCUAUUUUCAAAGUUAAUUCGGCGGGUACCAUAGCGGUAAAGUGGCAGGACGUCAAAGAGGUAAUGCUGCUCAGUAACUGCCACACAUCUGAAAUGAGCACUGUUAGACGCAAAAUGAAAGAUGGAACUGAGGCAGAGUUUCCAUGCCCUGACAUCGCAAAGACGUACCGCGCAAUAAUGGGCGGUGUGGACUUGGCAGAUCAAAUGUCGGGAUUGUAUGAUAUAAACAGAAAAUCAAAUAAAUGGUGGAAAAAAGUAUUUUAUCGUGGCAUGAUGAUGGCUGCUGUAAACACUUGGGUUAUAUAUUCGGAGCUGAAUAGGAAGAAACCUGCCUUCUUACCAGUGCUGGUCGAGAUUGCUGAGUCGCUAAUUGAAAAAGGAAAGGAAUCUACCGCAUAUAAACGAUCCCGUCGGUCAGGAAGAUCAUCGAAUAGGUACAAAUCAAUGACAAAUGUGGGGGAUCAUUUACCCAUAGAGCAGUCUAAAAGACGUCGGUGCGUAGCAUGCGCCAAUCAAAAAGUCGAGAAAAGAACAAAAAUUAUUUGCCGGGCUUGUAAUUUGCCAUUCUGUAUACAAUUUUUCGCUUCAUCACAUUCAUAA
Molecule: messenger RNA, 1272 nt
Organism: Anastrepha ludens (Mexican fruit fly)
Lineage: Eukaryota; Metazoa; Arthropoda; Insecta; Diptera; Tephritidae
Product: piggyBac transposable element-derived protein 3-like
Exons: 4
Coding region: 1-1272 (423 amino acids)
Source: RefSeq, a predicted model, not a curated record